ACAUAAAAUUUGUCUUACGAUCCGAGGCAUACAUACAUUUGAGAAUUUCACAUGCCAUAUUAUAAUUGUAUCAUUUUUCUUCUUCUUCCUUAAAACCCUAAUAAUAAUAAUAAUGAUGAUUAACACUAUAGUUCGAUCACGAUUCCGAAUUUCUCCCUUGUUAUUUAACAGAAGAACCAAUGAACGCUCUUUGUCCACCGUUCUCCUCCAACACAAACAACCACCACCACCUCCUUCCGCCGGCCCCGGCGCCGGAGCUGAGAAUAAGUCAUGGAAUUUUCUGAAGUACAGCCUUGUUGCUGCCCUAACCGGCGCUGCUGCCACUGCUGGUUACGCUACUUACGCAUAUUCGGUGGAUGAAGUUGAGAAGAAGACCAAGGCUUUGCGUACAUCUGCAAAUUAUACUGUUGGUGAAAAUGCAUCUGGUUUUGAUAAAUUUCAAGCUCUGCUAUACUCCUCUGCAAUGACAGUGCCCGCCAAGUUAGUUGAGCUUUACCUAGAUGUGAGGCGCUUGACUGAAGAACAAGUUCGAGAUUAUAGUGAACCAUCAUCAGACAAGCUUCUGCUAGAUUUGCAUCCAUUGGAGCAGCACGUCUUUACCAUUGUUCUUGAUCUGAGUGAGACGUUGGUCUACUCCGACUGGAAGCGUGAAAGAGGCUGGAGAACAUUUAAAAGACCUGGGGUAGAGGCUUUUCUGGAACACUUAGCUCAAUUUUUUGAGAUCAUUGUAUACUCAGACCAACAGAACAUGUAUGUUGAUCCCAUUGUUGAUAGAUUGGAUUCAAAGCAGUGUAUCCGCUAUAGGUUAUCAAGGGGAGCAACUAAAUAUGUGGGUGGCAAGCAUUACAGAGACCUUUCCGCGCUGAAUAGGGAUCCAUCAAGGAUCAUAUAUAUUAGUGGUAAUGCAUUAGAAAAUAGCCUUCAGCCAGAGAACUGCGUACAAAUAAAACCAUGGAAAGGGGAUGUGGAAGAUACCACACUUUUAGAUCUGAUUCCGUUCCUUGAAUAUGUUGGAAUGCAUAGGCCAGCUGAUAUUCGAACUGUUAUAGCUUCAUACCAAGGACAUGAUAUUGCAAAGGAGUUUAUUGAACGAUCAAAGGAGCACCAAAGGCGUAUGCAAGAGCAGAAACAACACAGCCGUUUUUGGCGUCGCUCGUGAUGAGCGUGGAUUUUUGGCAAGGCUUCCCUCUGGAGAUAAAAGCAAUUGACAGAAAACAUUAAACAAUGAUAAAUUAUUUGUAACUAAAGUAUUCAAUUUGAGAAUGUUACUCCUCUAA
This is a messenger RNA of Capsicum annuum, 1277 nucleotides long. Its product is annotated as mitochondrial import inner membrane translocase subunit TIM50. The transcript is spliced from 10 exons. Lineage: Eukaryota; Viridiplantae; Streptophyta; Magnoliopsida; Solanales; Solanaceae. The record is from RefSeq and is a predicted model, not a curated record. Bases 113 to 1159 code for a protein of 348 amino acids. Gene Ontology annotation, molecular function: phosphoprotein phosphatase activity.